AUGAAGCGCGAAGGUCGCUGGGCAAACCAAAAGGCACUCAUCGGACGUAUCGCCAAAAUCACCACCAAGAUCCUCCCCGACGGCGAAGGUGUUGCUUUGCGCUUCAUCAACCAGGAUAUCGACAACUCGUCCAACCUUAGUUUCGACCAAAUCAGCAGCAUAAUCCAGCCUAUGAGCUGGCAGCCUGAUGGUGAUACGGAUAUCGGCACCAACCUGAAGCGCAAGAUCCUCGAGCCGCUCGUGUACGCCAAGAUCGCCAACAAGACUUUUGACCGACCUCUCCUCGUGUCUAUCAGCACUGAUGGUAUGCCCGAGCCGGAGAACAAGCAGGAGCUUGCCAAUGCGAUUAUAGAGUGUGGUGACAGGCUGGAGGCUGCUAACUUGCUUCGUGGAAGUGUGAAAUUCAUGAUUGGUCAGGUCGGAACAGCCAGCUCUGCCGAGCAGUUCCUCGACAGUCUUCGAGAGAACCAGUCCAUCAAGAAUGUGACUUUCGUGACUUCAGAGAAACUAGACGAGAAAUUCUCCGAGUUCAACGAGAACGAGGGCAAGCUCGAUCGCUGGUUGAUUGAGACUCUCUUUACGCCCCUCGCGGAUGCCGACACUGGCAAGUAA
Messenger RNA from Fusarium musae, 612 nucleotides. RefSeq lists its product as uncharacterized. NCBI's taxonomy places the organism in Eukaryota, Fungi, Ascomycota, Sordariomycetes, Hypocreales, Nectriaceae. The coding region runs from base 1 to 612 and encodes 203 amino acids. The record is from RefSeq and is a predicted model, not a curated record. The transcript is spliced from 3 exons.